GGCGAGUGGUGGCAUUUUGUUCGGAGGGAAGCGAGCGUGGAGCAGGAGGUGAAACGAGAGGCGAGUUCACUGCGCUUCGGUACUCUGGAAAAAGCUUAACAGUGAUGCACUGUUAUUACAACACACUAAUAGGCUGGACAGUAUGAUUUCAGAUGCUGUUGCAGAUUUCCAACCACAAAGCCAUGGCUGUAUAACAAAGCAUAAAUGUGAUGAACAUAUCUUGAAGCAGAUAGCAACUCGUUCAUUUGUGGAUAGCAAAAUUGUAUCAAAAAUGGAAAGAUCGGGCUCAUUAAUUCGGGUUAUUGAAAAAUUAAGUAAGAUUGUGGAGAAAGGAAGAUCAAAGCAAUAUUCUCUAGCUGGUCAAAAGAGGCCUUAUACUAAUACCGCUGACGCAAGAAGUGCAAUAUUUGAACAUGCUGACAGCUGUGGGAGCACAGCCAAAAAACCUGUGGACAUAAACUAUGAUAAGUUACAGGAUGAUACCACAAUUAGAGAGACUUACUUUAAGACACAAGAUUUGCCUAAGAGUUGUAAUAUGCUAGAUCGAAGGACACAUAACUCUGCAGAUAAAACAUACACUUCAAAAAGAUUCUGUUGUACUGUUUGUGACUAUGUUGCUGCAGAGCAACCAGCUUUUUACGUACACUUACGCAGCCAUAACAAUGCUGAGAUCUAUACAUGUGAACAGUGCAACUUUGCCACUACUGUUUCCAAAGAUCUUGCCGAACACAGAUAUUUGCACAGGAACCUCACUCGAUAUCAGUGUAAUUUAUGUAAAUUCAGUUCACUGACUUUUCCACAGUUAAAGGAGCACUUUGAACAACAUGGAAAGUCCAGUGAGGUGGUGUUGAUGUGUUCUGAGUGUUGUUUUGUUUCAAAAAAGCAGGAGGAGCUUGAAGCUCACAUUUGGAUCCAUCUCGAAGAUGCACAGAUACAGAGGAAACAUUUGCCACAGAUUCAGCAGCAAUCAGAGUUAAGUACCAUAGGCAGUGCAAAAUCAGGAGGCGUUGCUUUGGACUCUGAACCAGGCCCAAGAAAGUGGUAUACAUAUGAUCAGUACGGCAUGUAUAGGUGUUUGAUUUGCAGUUAUGCUUGUGAUCGCCAGAGAAUGUUAAAAACACAUGCAUGGAAACAUGCUGGUGAAGUUGAUUGUUCAUAUCCAAUUUUUGAGGAGGUAUCUGAGCCAACUACCUCCGCAGUUUCAUCUACAGCUCUCACAACUCAUGAUGAUGAACCAGUUAUUGUUUUUACAACAGCAGGUAAAUCAGAAAGUGUGCACUGCACUGGUUCAAAUCAGUUGCAGUUUUGUGGUGUGGCUCCAGUUACUGUAAUUAACUCAUUGGACUGCAGGCCCUCUCUAUCUGAGACAACUGUGAAAAGUUCUGAUGUUACCUGCUCAAAAGCACCGAGUCCAGCCGUAAUGGAAAUUGUCGAAGAGGAGUCUCUGAUACUGGAUUGUGAACAUGAAAGCACAAUUUCUGAUAGCCUUCUUUCUUCCGCACAGAAGAUAAUUAACUGUAGUUCAAACAAGGUGGGGCAUGUCAAUGUUAUUGUGGAGCGGGUUCCAGGAGCUGGAGAUACUGUUCCAGAAAAGCACUUUCUAAUGACACCAGACAUUGAAGUGGAAAAGAGACUUAUCUCUGAAAAGUCUCAUGUGAUCUAUUAUGAAGAUCCUUCAGAAAUGUAUCAACAAAGUAACAGUACGACUGAAGUGGAAACUGCUGCCAUAGAGUGGAAUCCUGACGAAAGUAAUAAUGUUUUAAAACCUUCUGAACCUGCAGCAGUUGAUGAAAAUGUUCCACCAGCACGAAGGAGAACCAAUUCAGAAUCUUUGCGGCUUCAUUCAUUGGCUGCUGAAGCUCUCGUUGCAAUGCCAACAAGAGCACCAGAAUUAACCAGAGGGAAUGCUAAAAAUCCUGAACCUGAUACAGGGCAGAUAGGUGUAGACGUCAGCACUUCCAUUUCUCCCGCUCUCAGUUAUUCUCGAGAUGGUACUAGUGACUUACAGCUUGAUAAAGCUAAAUCUGGUUUUUCUGAAGUACCUAUCAAAAUGGGCAUCAGCAUGUCAUUACUCACUGUAAUUGAAAAAUUGAGAGAAAGAACUGACCAAAAUGCUUCUGAUGAAGAUAUCCUGAAAGAAUUACAAGAUAAUGCACAAAGUCAACCUUCAAAUGAACUGGGUUCAUCAGGCAACCUAGUGGAGUAUAUACCCAAUACAGAGCGGCCUUACCGUUGUUGUCUCUGCCACUAUAGCAGUGGUAACAAGGGGUACAUUAAACAGCACUUAAGGGUUCAUCGGCAACGACAGCCUUACCAGUGUCCAAUCUGUGAUCACAUUGCUUCUGAUAGCAAUAGUCUGGAAAGUCAUAUGAUAAACCAUUGCAAGACUAGAAUGUAUCACUGCAAGAGGUGCAGUGAAGCAUUUUAUUAUAAGAACCAGCUCCGGAACCAUGAGUGUGAGCAACAUGGCCCCUCUCACAUUUCCUCAACAAAUGAUGAGAAUACUGACUGUAGUAGAGAUGGGGAAACUGAAAGCACACAGGAAGAAAUACUGUCAGCUCAGAAGCUGUACAAAUGCGAUGUGUGUGACUACACAAGUUCAACAUAUGUUGGUGUGAGAAACCACAGAAGAAUCCACAACUCUGAUAGACCGUACAGAUGCAGUAGCUGUGACUUUGCAACAACAAACCUGAACAGCUUAAAGUGUCAUAUGAAACGCCACCCACAGGAGCAUCAGGUUGUUCAGUUGCUGGAACAGUAUAAGUGUUCUCUAUGUGGUUAUGUGUGUAGCCAUCCUCCAUCUUUGAAAUCCCAUAUGUGGAAACAUGCAAGUGAUCAAAAUUAUAAUUAUGAACAGGUGAAUAAGGCCAUAAAUGAAGCCAUUUCUCAAAGCAGCAGGUGUCAAGACCUCCAGCGAAAACCUGCAGAUGAGGAUGUUGAAGAAAUAUCAUCAUCGUCACCAUCACUUCAUCCUCUUUCUACAAAUUCUGAUAAGCCUCCCUCAGCUCCAGAGGCAGUGAGCCUCAUUACUGAUGAAACCAAAGGCCCCGAAAAGUGCCAGAAAUUGAAUUCAGACUUAAAUGUCUCUGAUACACCAGGAAAGGCUGGGAGUCAGAUUCGUGCUGGCAUGGAGUACUGUGUGCUGUUAUUCUGUUGCUGUAUCUGUGGUUUUGAAUCCACCAGUAAAGAGCUAUUGAUGGAUCAUAUGAAGGAACAUGAGGGUGAGAUCAUUAACAUUAUCCUCAACAAGGACCACUGCUCCCAACCUGAACAGAGUGGCUCUGACUAAAUCAACCUGGAGAAGCUAUAUUUACAAAACAAAUUGCCUCUUUAUAGAAGGGUCAUGAGAUAAACUAUUGAACAAACCGUGAAUGUCAACAAUUCAAAACAUGAUUUUAGUCCCUUUUUAAAUGGUGUAAAGAUUACUGUUGUCACCCUUUUCAGAACAUAUUACAAGUAAUAUCUUGCAUAUAAGUAACCUAGGUGCAAGAAGAUGUGCGAGGAUCAUUUUGAUAUUUCAUUUCUCCUAUACUGUCCUGCACCAUGUCCUAAAUACUGGUGCUUUAGGUACAGAUAAUAUUUCUGUAUUUAUUGAAGUUUUUUUAAUAUUUAUGCCUGUAGUUAUAAGCUGUUACAUGCAGUGAAGUUAUUGUAUUCACAAUGCACUUUGCUUAUGGUGCUAUUUUGUAAUCAUAUCACUGUACGUGAAGGGGUUGCAGAAUGAAAACUUUUACCUUGUUCAGUAAUAAUAUGAAUUUAGUCUUUGAACAAAGGUUUUGUUCAAAGUUCUGUGUCAUACAGUAAUUUUCUGGGGAAAUGGUCUUGCCAAAGUCUGCACAGGUUUUUCUCUUUUUGAGAACGAUGGCAGGCUGACUUGAAACAUGAGAGUUUCAGGUAUGUGCUUUACAACCCAGUGCAAAUGGAAAUGAAUAAAGCCUCUUCAGACAAGCAAGUUAACAUGUUGUUCAUCUUCAGAAGACAUCAUGCUUUAAUCUUGUGGGUUUUUUUGUGUUCCAUGAAUACCUAAUUUUACUGUAGACAGAUUAUCUUUGAAGUUCCAUACAACUAUGCUGUUGAGUUAUUUCAAAGGGAUCAGAAAACUGGCUUUGUUCCAAACAUAGCAUGCACUGACAUUUUAAAACCUAUUUUGUUGGAGGAAUGGAAAACUGCUAACUUAUUUUACCCUUUGGUUCAGAUGCAUAUUUAAAGUUUGCAAAUGUUCACAAGGAUUAUGAUCCUGCAAACUGAAAUGCCCAGGCUUUGAGAUCUACACUUAGAGUGUAUACAAAAUUGCUAUUUUAAUAUGUUGUAUCACAAGUGGAAGUUAUUCAAAUCAUCUUCAAUAAGAUCAUAAUUAUGGAACCAUUUACUCAGAGGUUUGUCCUGAGUUUUUGGUAAUAGAGAUGGCCACUUAUGUAAAAAUAAAUAUUAGUAAUUUGACUUGAAACGGUUAUAAUUAUUGAUUUUACUGCUUAAAAUUAUGAUUUCACUAAUUUUACAAGAAAUAUUGCACUGAAUUAUAUAAGUUGAACAAGCAGUAAAAGGUACCUUGCUACAAUUCAACUUGCAUCUAAAAUUGUCCAUCUGAGUUUGAAGGAAAUCCAUGUAAAAUUUAGCAAUGUAUUUGAAGAUAUAAAACUGAAUUUACUUAUAACAGACAUGAGCAUUGACGUGAAUAGAAUUUGAAAAAUGUAACAAUGAUUUUAUAAUUAGUUAAAUAUAUUGGUUUAAUACAGAUAUUGUGACUAAAUGAUAGUUAAGAAUUUUGAAUUUACUGUUCAUUUUUGAACUUCAGUUUUUAGAACUCUGAAUUUCUGUUUAGUUUGGGCAAUAAAUUAAUUUUAUCAGCUAUGACUUAAACAUUAAAAAUCUAUUUAAAAUUCAAAUAUCUACUAGGAAAUAUUGCUAUUUACACCCAGUAGUGUCUUUGAGAAAUAUAAAGACAUCCUUAUCUCCAUGCAUGUCUUCGGCCAAAAUGGUAUUGGGAUUGUGAAAAUUGCCAGAAGAACCAGUUUGUUGUCUUCCUUCUGAAACUUACCACAAACAAGUAAGGGAGAUAUGUGUCUCAAUUGUAACUGUCAGGGUGCUUAGUAUUUGUCAACUGAUAAGAAGAGGUUUCCCAAACACUUCCACAUGAAUUUGGUAUCUUUUUUAAAAUAUAAAGAUUGUGGUUUGAGUGAGGAUAUGUUUGCUUUUUCUAAGAUAAAUUUGUACUGAAUAUUCUGUGCAUUUGAUAUUGCCGAGGCAAACAUACUGUUAACAUUCAUCACUUUCUUUUUUACUUAGAAAAAAAAAUGCAACGGUUAUUGUGUUGAAAUUUGCCUUUAGUUUUACAAUUCUUCGUAAGCCAUCAUGGUAAAACUAACCGACUGUCUUGUAGUUACUGGGUUCAUCCUUUCUUCGAUAUUCUAAAACCUAGCAGUGGUUGGAAGAAUAUUGUGAAGCUGUAAUGGACUUGCAGUUAUUUGAAAGACAAUGGGGAGCAAUAACGAUAACAUCCAAACUGCUGAUAUGAGAAUUUGUAAUGCCUUGUUCACAUUGCAUACAAAGUGAAUGAAUCUGAAAAGUUUCUAGUUUUGCCCAAUUGUACUGAUUAUUUAUGUAGUGCAUGCAUAAUUAUUUAGGCUACUUGCAAACCAAGAAAGAACUGAUUUGGUUUCAGUUCACAACAUGAAUGAAACUAAGGUUUUUUAGAAACUGAAUCCAUUGUGCUUGUUUCACACUGUUUUUACAUAAGGCAACGUCCUAUUGAUGUUAAUGAUUGAGAUUCCAGCUUAAUAAAUGUACAGUAGGUGACAUACUGUAGAAUGUCUGUGCUUACAUAGGUAAAAUUUCACAAUCUUGCAUAAAUUCUCUUACUGAUUAGAGAAAUUAAAGCCAUAGUAAGCCAACAUUAUUCACCUACUUUACAUUUUGUGGUGACUGAAAUGAUUUUCACAGGUUGCGGACAUUCUAAGAGAUCAGAAGGAAAAUAUUAGAGAUAAAUAAAAUAAUUGCUUCAACAGCUGUUUGUAUAAAGUUCCAUGUAUUUAAGAGUAAAUUAUGGUUCCAAGGUUUAGGAGCUGAAGGAAUAACAGGAUCUGUAUUCAAAGUUUUUUGUUCCUCUUUAAGCUGGAUUCAGCUGUGCAAGUACUUCCACUGUGAACCUGAAUUAACGCAAGGUUGACUGAAAUUUUAAAUACUCUGCAUUGUGGGUAGCUUGCAGUUUGCUUGCUAUCAUACUUUACACCGGUUUAUUUUGGGUGAUCGUGCCACAGGCAAGGCUAAGGAAAACUUACUUUUGUGAGACAUUAAUGCAUUUAAUUUUAAAGGUUUAGUCUGCAGUUUUUAGAACCUCUUACAAAAUGUAUUUUUUAUUUCUGUUAUUGUUUCUCUUAUCACAUUAUGUUUUUGUUUUGUAUUUCUAUGCUCAUAACUGUAUUUCCAAAACUUAUGAAAGAUAUUAAAUGAAAGUUUCAUAAGGUGGCUACUGGUACCAUAUGUGGACAUUUUGAGAGCACUUAGUUAAAAUAAUAUAUAAUUGUUAAACAUCCAUGAUUCUACAAGGAAAGUUUAAAAUUUGAUACCUGAAAUGGAUACAGAAACUUAUAAGUAGAUGUAACAUACAUGCCAUUUGAUAUUAAAGAAUUAUUUUGAAUACAUGUCAUCAAUUACACUAAAACAUUUUGUUAGCCAAAGCAUUUUGGAAAACUGACAAGUAUCUUUUAACAAUAGGACUGUAUGAGUGUGAGCGUGUAGGAAUGUGUAUCCAAGUUUGAUCUGCACGUUAAGCUGCAUGCCUUAAUGCCAAAAGCUCUUUGGAUCUCUUACGGUAGAACUGAUCAAGUUUUUCUGUGUUAAUAAAACCAGACCUGUAGUACUUCUGUAAUUAUUGUUCUACUUAAUGUUGUGUAACAUUAAUUUAUUUUACUUGUAAUGUUUGUCAUCUAUUAUGUUUACUCAAUGUACCAUUUGUAAUUUGGUAAUAAAUCUUUGUCUUAAAAAAUGA
Molecule: messenger RNA, 6988 nt
Organism: Chiloscyllium plagiosum (whitespotted bambooshark)
Lineage: Eukaryota; Metazoa; Chordata; Chondrichthyes; Orectolobiformes; Hemiscylliidae
Gene: znf507
Product: zinc finger protein 507
Biological process (GO): positive regulation of transcription by RNA polymerase II
Cellular component (GO): nucleus
Source: RefSeq, a predicted model, not a curated record